UACAGCGCAGGUUGUUUGUUUUGACGAGGAAUAAGUCUGUUUGGAUACAAGACUUGGAUAAUAGUUGUUUGAUAAUAGUUUGGCUGAGUUAUUACAGUCACGAGCUAUUUCAAUUGGGCUUGAUUGAGCUUUUCGGGAGAUAUAUACACACAGACGUACAGAUGAGUUCAAAGACAUGGGACUACAUCGCAAAGAUUGUGAUGAUUGGUGAUUCGGCAUGUGGCAAGUCGUCGCUCACUAUCCGGCUUACAGACGAUACGUUCAGCGAUAACCACGACGUGACUAUUGCGGCGGAGAUUGGGUCCAAGAUCGUGCCGGUGGAUGAUAGUGUUUAUAUCAAACUGCAAAUUUGGGAUACCGCAGGACAAGAGCACUACCGAGCCGUAACAAGAUCAUAUUUCCGCAACGCAACAGGCUGUCUUCUAGUCUACGACGUCACCCGACGCGACACCUUUCUGCACGUGCAGGAAUGGCUCGCCGACCUGCGCGCGCAGGCCGAUCCCGAGAUCUGCGUGCUGCUGGUCGGCAACAAGUGCGAUCUGAGCGAAACCCAGCGGCAGGUGUCGGUGCAGGAGGCGCGCGAGUGGGCGGCUGCGAACGGGCUGAUGGAUUUUGUGGAGACCAGCGCAAAGACUGGUGAUCGGGUCGAGGAGGCGUAUUUGCAGGUCGCGCGGGAGAUUUACUAUAAGAUCAAGGGCGGCAAGUUUGAUGUGAAUGAUAAGGGACACGGGAUUAAGAUUAAUAACGCAAAGUACGGGUCAAACGGCAACGGCCUGAAUCUGGACGGGAACAAGGGCAAGGAGGCAAAGGCCAAGGGCGGGUGCUGCUAACUGCACUUCUCUGCUUCUGUGUGCAAAUAUCUAAUAGAGAGAGCCAUCUUUUGUAAUAAUAUUGGAAUAGUAUUGUCUCGGUUAAUGUUUCCCGUUUACGAGUAUUGAU
This is a messenger RNA of Myxozyma melibiosi, 939 nucleotides long. RefSeq names its product P-loop containing nucleoside triphosphate hydrolase protein. The record is from RefSeq and is a predicted model, not a curated record. The transcript has 5 exons. Gene Ontology annotation, cellular component: Golgi apparatus. Bases 162 to 830 code for a protein of 222 amino acids. Gene Ontology annotation, biological process: vesicle-mediated transport. NCBI's taxonomy places the organism in Eukaryota, Fungi, Ascomycota, Lipomycetes, Lipomycetales, Lipomycetaceae. Gene Ontology annotation, molecular function: GTP binding; GTPase activity.